Messenger RNA from Nerophis lumbriciformis (worm pipefish), 1074 nucleotides. The record is from RefSeq and is a predicted model, not a curated record. Lineage: Eukaryota; Metazoa; Chordata; Actinopteri; Syngnathiformes; Syngnathidae.
AUGGCAUUAACGCCACUCGUUUACUGGGCUCAACGUCACGAGGAAAUCUACCUUCGGGUGGAGCUGACUGACGCUCAGAAUAUUAAAGUCCACGUUGACGACAACGUGCUUCACUUUCAAGCCCAGGGUCAUGGAGCUAAAGGUCAAAAUCUGUAUGAAUUCAACUUGGAAUUUCUUUCACCCGUAAAAACACAGGUGGCUCACAAGUCCACUCAGCGGCAAGUGAACAUCACGGUUAAAAAAGGGCAGCGGGGCUGGUGGGAAAGGUUGACCAAACUGGAACGGAAACCGCUCUUUUUGGCUCCAGACUUUGACCGCUGGCUCGAUGAAUCGGACGCUGAAUUGGAGAUUAGGCAGAAGGAGGAGAAAAAAAACAGGCAGAAGGCUUCACAGCAUGAUGAGGAAGGGUUCAUCAGUCUGAAAACAGUGUUUUUGUUUACAUACAAUUUGGUGCAAUUUCUUGGCUAUUCAUGGAUCUUCGUCAACAUGACUAUUCGCCUCCUCACAUUUGGUCAAGAUUCCUUCUACGACACAUUUCACACUAUAUCCGGCGUAAUGUUCUUCUGCCAGAUUUUCGCAGCAAUUGAAGUUCUCAAUGCGGCAUUUGGUGUGGUCCGGACAGGUGUGAUCCCAACAGUUAUACAGUUGUUUGGAAGGAAUUUCAUCCUCUUCAUCAUUUUUGGUUGCUUGGAAGAAAUGCAGAAUAAGCCUGUGGUCUUCUUUGUUUUCUAUCCGUGGAGCGCCAUUGAAAUAUUUAGGUAUCCAUUCUACAUGCUGGAAUGCUUUAAUACAGAGUGGAAACUCCUGACAUGGCUGCGAUACUCCCUUUGGAUACCCCUCUACCCAUUAGGUGCUCUCGCCGAGGCUGUUGCCGUGAUACAGUCCAUCCCCAUCUUUGACGAGAGCAACCUGUUCAGCAUUCCUCUACCCAAGGCCAUCGGCACUUCUGUGAAAUUUUCCUAUGUUUUGCGCGUACAUCUCGCUCUCUUGUUUCUAGGACUUUUUAUCAACUUUCGUCAUCUCUACAAACAAAGGCAGAGGCGGCUCAGGACCAAGAAGAGGAAGGCUCAGUGA